AUGGAACGUGCUGAUUCCGACCCUGUUGUGUCGUCGUCUAGCUCCGGCGUUACCGUUUUACAGUAUCUUUUGCAGAAUGAGUCCACCGCACCUGUGGUUGGUGGAGAGAGCCGUCCCACUGGUAACGCAAGCUCCACAUCAAUUGGAUCUGCCCCAUCGGUACAAAUCUAUCCCUGCACGCAUCCAGGCUGUAAGAAACUGUAUCUAAACGAGGAACACCUGAAGGCGCAUGAAAGGUACCACAAUGGGGAUGCCCUGUGCAUUGGAAAACAAGCGACGAAGGGAGACAACAUAGUGCACGAAGAGUCAAAGCAGGAACAGCAUGAGCAGAGUGAUUUACGAUUUCUGCUACAAAACGGUCAUAUGGAACUGCUGCCCGACGCGCACGACAAUUCGGAUGAAAUCGUAGUGGAAGAGCUUGUCGAAGAGUCUUCGGAUGAUCAAGACGAACUACGAAUGCAAGAAAAAAGCCUCGUUUUACAAGGUACGAAUCAAAUUGAAGAUGAUUUUGUGGUGCAUGAGCAGCUUCAUUCGAACGGGACCGAAUUUGAGGAUUCGAUCAUAGAGUACGACGGGGGAUCCGAUUCGGAAGAGCUGCAUGUCGUAGAUGCGAACGCACAGCAAGAGAUUGUUGAUGACACGGAUGACGACGAGUAUGAUGAUGACGAUGAUGAUGGUGAGGACAGCUUUUUUGGCGCACCGAAACAACUCACCUACUCCAGCAAGGAACGCAAAUACGCCUGCGACUGGCCACAUUGUGAUAAAACGUACAUUAAGGUUUCGCACCUUCGGGUGCACCAACGGUCUCACACCGGCGAGCUACCCUUCGCCUGUAGCUGGACCGGUUGCAGGCAGCGGUUUGCGCGGGCCGAAACGCUGAACCGUCAUCUGGUGACACACACGAGCGAUCGCAAUCACAACUGCCGAUGGUGCGAGAAGCGCUUUCAUCGGCGGGAUCAUCUGCUCGCCCACGUGCGUCGACACAAUCUACCGAACAGUGAAUUUCAGCAGCUUUUUCCCGGAGUUAAGGUGACCAAAGCAGUACUAAAAGAGGAAGCACCAAAGCCAUCUACUAACCCACCGAUAGAGGAAAUCCCACCAACCGACACGAUUCCUGCUGCCACUGCUAACUCGAUCGUUCCGGACCCCCGGGAUCCAGCCAGAACGUUCCGCUGCUCGUACGUAGGCUGCACCAAAAGCUACACCCGCCAAAGCCAUCUAAAAGCGCACGAACUGCUCCACACCGGUACGCUGCCAUUUCGCUGCCCGUGGGAAAACUGUGGGGCGGCGUUUGCCCGCUCGUACGAGCUGUCCCGCCACCGUCGGAAGCACUCGGGCGAGCGGAAGUUUGUGUGCCACAUCUGCCAGCAAGCGUUCAUACGCAGCGAUCAUCUUUCGUGCCACGUUAAGCGGCACACGUUCCGGGCGGUGCGUGUUAAACGCUGCCGGGGAGAUGUGAGGGUAAAGCUGAAGGUUAAGUAG
Molecule: messenger RNA, 1482 nt
Organism: Anopheles merus
Lineage: Eukaryota; Metazoa; Arthropoda; Insecta; Diptera; Culicidae
Product: zinc finger protein with KRAB and SCAN domains 7-like
Exons: 1
Coding region: 1-1482 (493 amino acids)
Biological process (GO): regulation of transcription by RNA polymerase II
Molecular function (GO): DNA-binding transcription factor activity, RNA polymerase II-specific; RNA polymerase II cis-regulatory region sequence-specific DNA binding
Source: RefSeq, a predicted model, not a curated record